AGCGAUUCUGGCCCGAGGCCAUGCUGCGUGUCGGGGCGCCCCCGGGGGCGGAGCGAGCGGGCGCAGUUCGCGCUGGCCGCAAGGUCUGGGGACGAGGCUCGACAGGUCUCGUCUGCGAGAGCAAGAUUCGUCACGCUACGCGGUCGGAGUCCAGGGGGGGCCCCGUCCCAGAGCGGCCCGGGCCUCGUCGCGGUGGUGCGAGCAGGGUCGGGGGGCAGGGGAUGGCGGGCGCGAGCGCUACCACCGCAGCGCUCGGUUCGGCUGCCCCGAGGGGCCCAUCACACCACCUUGAGCUCAUCCUCGCGAGGGCCGUGCCGACCGUGCAAGAGAUCGACCAACUGUGGGAGUGCCUUGGCGAGCUGGCGCGCUCCCUCGCGCCGCUCGGGCGGGUUUGGCGCUUGGCUCCCUUCGGGAGCGUGCGGAAUCUGCUCCUCACCCGCGGCUCGGACAUCGACGUCACCAUCUACAGGUCGGACGCCCAGGACGAGGGCGACAUGGCCGUGGCACUGCGGGUCCUGCAGGGAUGUCUGCUUCCGCUGCUGUCACAGAACCCGCGGUUCGAGAUUGUCAGGCUCGUCUCCGGGGCCAGGAUCCCCAUCCUGAGCCUGCGCUUCGACGGCGCCGUGGACGUGGACCUCUCCUGCCACAACACGGAACCGCUGCGGAACUCGCAGCUGCUCCGCGCCUACGCGCAGGCGAGCCCGCUGGCGCGGGGCCUGGUGCUGCUGGUGAAACUCUGGUCCAAGGCCGCUGGCGUCUGUGGAGCGCAGGGCGGGAACCUCACCUCCUACUCCCUGGCGCUGAUGGUGCUCUAUUUCCUGCAGGUCCACCCCGACUUCAGGCUGCCAGUGCUCUCCACGCGGCUGUUCGAUGGCUUCUGGCCGCCGCCCGCCACGCAGCCCUGGGAGUGCGAGACCCCGCUGCCCGAGGCGCUGCUGCAGUUCUUCGCCUUCUACUCCGGGGAGUUCGAGUGGGGCCGCGAGGUCGUCUCGGUGCGGCUCGGCCGGCGGUGCGGGGCCAGCGGCGAGGAGUUCGCCUCGCUGCCGAACGCCACGGACAAUGUCCACUGGUGGCGGACAAUGGGCCCAUCAACCUCAACUGCGUUCUCGGCCUCGAGCAGGAGGCCCUGCUGCUGGCGGCGCUGCGGGCCGCCGAGGCCGCGCUGCGGGGCGGCGGCUCGCCGCCGGGCCUGGGCCGUGCGGAGGGGGGCUCCGCCGCCGGGCCGGCCGCCGCUGGGGGCAGCGGCGGCCUGCGCGAGGCUCGCCCCGCGGGGCCACCGCCCGGGCUCUUCCUGAGUUGAGCCGAGCAGGCCCAGCCCAGCGGCACGUCAUGGGGCGGACUGCCGGGCUGGGCCCAGGGGUGGUGGUAGUGGUGGUGGUGGAUAUCAUGGCCAGGGCGAUGACAUCUCCCCCGAUUUCGUGGCGCCCUUCUAUUUGCUCACGUCUCCGGCCCCCCCCUCUGGGCCGCGCACAUGCCGCUGGCCACGAUUUGUGCUCCCCCCCUCUUGGACGCCCCCGAAGUAGCUCCUUGAUCUGCUCGGACAGCUGAGCAUUUUCCUGCAAGAAUAUUCUCGCGUGGCCCAGCGGCACUGCACGAGGGAACGCAGGACCGAGUUGGCCUCUCGCCAGAACACCGACUGCGAAGCUUAGGGGCUGGAGGUGUGAGGACAUUUCUGUGCUUCUCGCAGAAAUGUGUGGCUGUCGAGCUGCACCUAUUGUUUGUUUUGCACGUGCAUCUGGCUUCCUGUGCUUCUCUGUCCUCCUCCUCCUCCUCAUCCUGCUCCGCCUCCUCCACCACCUCCUCCUUCUCCUCCUCCUCCUCCUCCACUGCUUCGCUGUCGUGAGGCGCUCUGUUUUUCCCUACCUAGGCUCUGCCUAGAAGGGUUCUUACUCGCUUGGCGUAAAGGGAGGGGCCGGGCAGUGCAAACCGCCCCGGGUGGUUCCCCCAGUCCCCUGGGAGCCAAGCAAAAGCAACAGCAAAGGUAAAAG
This is a messenger RNA of Prorocentrum cordatum, 1988 nucleotides long. The record is from the annotation of a GenBank genome assembly. NCBI's taxonomy places the organism in Eukaryota, Dinophyceae, Prorocentrales, Prorocentraceae.